Marchantia polymorpha subsp. ruderalis is the source of this 3186-nucleotide messenger RNA. NCBI's taxonomy places the organism in Eukaryota, Viridiplantae, Streptophyta, Marchantiopsida, Marchantiales, Marchantiaceae. The record is from the annotation of a GenBank genome assembly.
GUAAUUUCCGAGAGACCCAGCUGACGCAUUAGCCCCAUCUCUGAACUCCUUCAAUGGCAAGCGUCACGUGAUCUCGGUGAAGUUCUUGAAAGAAAGACAUCAUCAUCAUCAUCAUGGAACGAGUUAAUGUACAACAAGAACGGACAAGGUCCCUCUCGGAAGCAAGAGGCAGUGGAAUCUCCUACUCUCGGACUGAAAUCGCAUAUUCGAAGAAAGGGAUUCAACCUGCAAGCAUGGGUUUCAGGCUGAGUUGCCAUGUUGCUGUGCUGUACGUGGGAUAACGGGAUUGAAUAAGGUACAUGAGGAUGUCACAGAAGGUCAUGAACGUCAGCAAGAUAUGGCGAUCUUUUCACCUGAUUGGUAGGGUAGGCCCAACUCCUGCUAACUAUCGGCACCAACUUUCGUCGAUGAGCCAUUCAGCAGUGAGCGCUUAGGUCGAGAUAUUCAACAAUGUCCUACCGAAUGAGAGUGACACAAGGUAGCUGCAAAUCGAAGUGAGCUCGGUGUGAUUAAGGAAAUUACCUUCCCGUCGUUUCUUGGAUGGCAAGAAACAGAAGCAUCAGAAGAAUCAGAGAACGGCCAAUAAUUGGUUGAGGCGUGCAGUCGGACAUACUUUUCUUCGACUGUAAGUCUCUCGAUAGGUACCUGAAAGCUACUGACCUCUAAUCUGCCGAUAGUUCGAGCCGCGAAAAGACUAUGAACUGCCCAAAGUUCGUGACUUCCAAGCAGAGAUUGACAGAUGACCGCAGAACCAGGUUGUUUCUUACCACUUUCUUGUUAAUCGUGAGAAUCACCAAGCCACAAUAUUAAAUCAUUCACAGAGAGAAUGUGGUUUAUAGUACUGGCUUCAACAAGGAAUUUCGAUACUCUAAUUGAUGGUGAAUCAUGCGUUUUGGAGACCUUUCCAUGUCCCGAUUCAUUGCUAUCUUACAGCUCCUUAAGAUGACGGGACUACAUUUUGGUUGAUUGAGCAGCGUUCAUGAUUGCGUUCUGAUUUUCACGAACCACCAUCAGUCACAUUGCAGCAUAAGAUGAUGUUUGACCACUCGCUUUGUGCAUCGGCCAUUCUUGCCUUUCACGUGGAAUCCUCUCUGAGCCACAGCUUGAAGUAGUCGGCAGUAGUUCACUACCAGAAGUUUUAUCUGAAAGUAAAACAGAUUGUAUUUUAUUGCCCUCUGUCUGCUGGUUGCAGAGAGUGUAUAUUAAGGAUCAAGAGAUCUGCGGAGAAGCUCGGAAUUGAGAGCCUUCCGACACACAGGCCAUGGAGGGAAUGGCUGAUGAUACAUUUUUGUUCACAUCCGAGUCUGUAAACGAGGGACACCCCGACAAGCUGUGCGAUCAGAUCUCCGAUGCUGUCCUGGAUGCAUGCCUGGAGCAAGAUCCAGACAGCAAAGUGGCUUGUGAGGCGUGCACCAAGACCAACAUGGUGAUGGUGUUCGGCGAAAUUACCUCCAAAGCUAAAGUGGACUACGAAAAGAUCGUCCGGGACACUUGUCGAUCCAUAGGCUUCACGUCGGAUGAGAUAGGCCUCGAUGCAGACAAAUGCAAUGUCAUAGUUCAUCUGGAAAAUCAGUGCGACCAGAUCGCCCAAAUAGUCCACGCUCAUGGCACGAAGGAACCAGAAGAGCUUGGAGCAGGAGACCAAGGCCACAUGUUCGGCUAUGCCACAGACGAGACCGAGGAGCUCAUGCCUCUCUCGCAUGUCCUCGCCACUAAGCUCAGCGCCAAGCUCUCUGAAGUUCGUCACAGCGGACUCUGCAGUUGGAUGCGUCCUGAUGGAAAGACGCAAGUGACAGUCGAGUACAAGAACUCGAAUGGAGCCAUGAUCCCCUUGAGAAUUCACACUGUUCUGAUCUCUACCCAACAUGACGAGACUGUCACCAACGAUGAGAUUGCAGCAGAGGUUCGAGAGCAUGUUAUCAAGCCGAUUAUUCCUGACAAAUACCUGGACGGAAACACCGUAUUCCACAUCAACCCUUCCGGCCAAUUCAGCAAUGGAGGCCCUCGAGGAGAUGCAGGUCUCACUGGCAGGAAGAUCAUCGUCGACACCUAUGGUGGUUGGGGAGCACAUGGAGGAGGAGCGUUUUCAGGCAAAGACUGCACCAAAGUCGACAGAAGUGGGGCUUACAUCGCCAGGCAGGCUGCAAAAAGUGUCGUGGCUGCUGGACUUGCAAGGAGAUGUUUGGUUCAGGUGUCCUAUGCCAUCGGUAUGCCAAGGCCAAUGUCAAUUUUUGUCGACUCCUAUGGCACAGGGAAGGUCAGAGAUUCCCAGAUCCGAAAACUUGUGGAGGAGAAUUUCGAUUUUCGACCAGGAAUGAUCAUGCUCGCCUUGAACUUGAAACGUGGCGGCAACAAAAGGUUCCAAAAAACGGCAGUUCACGGACAUUUCGGACGAUCAGAUCCUGAUUUCACUUGGGAGGUUGUGAAACCCCUUCAUUUGGAAUCCGAACAAGAUGCGGCUGCAGCAGCAGGGGACAGCCGCCUCAGUUCUAUCUCAUAAAUGACGAACUGUUAGUCAGUGGAGAAUUCAACCAUUACCACAUCUUCCACUUGCUUUCUUUCUGAGUUCUUGACUAUGGUAUAUACAAAUGGAUAUGUAGAAUUGAAUUCAAGGUCGUUCGCACCAGAGCUUGAGGUUAAAAAUUUAGAGUUUAUUCGCAAUUACUAAAGGAAUGAAGCACAGCUUUACCACGGAAGUCGUUACUGCUGCCGCACGAAGGGAUCUGGACUAAAUAUAUGCAGCAUGUUUAGGCGGUGCUUGACACGCCUCUUUACGUUCCAUAUUAGCAUAAACACGCAAGGUUUAUUCCACUCGUUGUCGGUCUCUUGUCCACGCUAAAUUACCGAAAGAAGAAACAGUAGAAAUAUCGUAUGAAGACGUGCAUGCAGUUGGACCGGUAAGCGAGUCUGACGAGUUGCUGUCUGAAAUCGGCAAUGAGGUUCAAUGUGUUAGAGUUUCGGAGAGCAGAUUUGAGAAAAAAUGCUCUAGACUCGGAGUGUUAUCAAAUCUCUCGAUGAUCCCGAUCAAAGACUUUAGAAUAAGGAGAGGAGCAUGGAAGCCUGAUGCAGUAGCUUCUGCACUAGUCCACUCUGAGCAGCUGCACUUUGGAAUGCACUCUACCUUGAAGAAGAGUUUCAUCGUAAGUUUCAUCCUAUGUUUGGAGCAAAUUUGGUCACUCAGUAGAA